AUGGAUGAGGUAUUCAGUAGGAUGGGUGGUAAGGUUAAAUCCUCCAUAACAGAUUCCGCUAUCAUGUCCAUGCUGCACUCUAGAAUGGAUAAGGCACAUGAAAGAGUCCACUCCAAGGAAGGAGUUAUUGCACGUUUACAUGAGAUAUCAAAGUUCUACGAGUUGGCAGUGAUGCAGCUCGAAGGGUGUCUGAAGUUUGUUAUUGAAGAAGCUGACAGCAGUCUUGAAAGCAGUGAUGAAGAGGCUUUAGGGGACUUGGCAGAAAUUAGAGACCGUCUUGAAGGUCGGCUUAGAGAAACUGAGCUGGCCAUCGCAGAAAAGGAUAGAGAGUUAACGGAGAGGUUAGAAAAUGAAAUGAAGCUCAGGCAUGAAUUGGAACUCAAAGAAAGAGAAUUGGAAUCUUUACGAGCCACUCUGGAGCUUGAGAGAACAAAGACCGAUGGCAUUGAGGAGCAGGUUCUUGGCAAUCUGGUAAGUGGUGAUGGGAAUAGAGAUGAAGGAUUUUCUGAGCUGAAGGAUUCAGUAGAUGAACAGGUGUGGAAUAUCAAACAACAACUUGACCCUGAAGAUGAAAAUAUUGAUAAGAGAAGAUAUCAUGGUUUUGAAAGCUUGAGGGUUGAGCAGAUGAGCUCAGACAUGGACAUCUUAAAAGAAACCAUGGGUCUUGCUUUUGAAAAGAUGCAGAAUGCCAUUUUCUUGUCGGAGUUGGAGCCGACUGAGCAACAGUUAGGGUGGACAAUUGAGAAAGCUGUACUAGUUAUCUUGAUCAAUGGUUUCAUGGGGGAUAUCCAGGAGAAUUUCACAGCAGAAGUUAGGAGGUGGCAGAAGCAAGUUUCCAUAGGCUUGAGCAAGCAUUUGGCGGAUUUGAUGAAACAGAUAACAUGCUUGCAAGACGAACUAGAGCCUCUUAGCAUCUCCCACAGCAGUCGUGAGAGAAGGAUUUCUAUGAAAAUGAAAGGGAAGUCUUCAUCAGAAGGGGACAUUUCUUAUACCCCUGACGAUUUCACUGUUAGAGUUGGAGAAAUAGACCAGAUGAAGCAGCUGAACGUAGAGGAUUCUGAAGAAGACAGCGCGCACCACGUUGCUAAGAUGAUAAAGAGUCAUGAAACGAUCAUCAGGAUAAAAAGUGAAGAGCUUAAAUCACAGAAACUAGAAAUUCUCAAGGAAAAAGGGUGUACAUGCUAUAGGAGAUCAGAAAAGGGCCGUGUUAGUCCAAGACAAAGAUUCCAAGACGUUACUGCAAAACUGGGAAAUUUACUCGACUGGAGGGAAAACCUUGAUGAAUCUUUUGGUUACCAUGGAGGUGCAGAUCACGAGGAAACUUCUUCAACGAAGAUGCUGUAUCAUUUUGAUAUGAAAGAACAGGCAAACUUUCACGGCACUGAUGCUUUGGAGAAGUUGAAUAGCAUCUCAAUUUCUCAUGAUGCAAAUGAGAAACUGCAGAAUGUAAUAAGAAAGCUGGAAAUGGAGAAAGAAGAUACAAAUUUGCAAAAUUUGAUAGUAGAAGACAAUUACAUUACUCUUUUGGAAGGCUUCAUACAUGAAUGCUGCGCUGAGUUACGUAGUUAUGACAUUGCGAUCCUGGUAAGAGAAGGUAUAUAUGAAUAUAUUUUGAAGGAAAUUGUCAAUGAGUGUGAUGAAAAAAUGCAAGGUGAUAAGAUUGAAGAUCAGAUUACAGAGGAGAUGUUUUAUCUUGUCUCCAGAGAGGCACUGAAGGAUUGUUGCUGUAUGCUCGACUCUGUGUUAACUGAGUGCCGGGAUGCCAGAGCUGAAAGGAAUUGUUUUCAAGAACAUACUUUAGAGGGAACAAUAAGGGAGGAAAUAUUGUCAACCUUCUUCACAGAAAUUUUCAAGGAAUGGAAUGAGGCUGAUGAACAGUGUGACGGUGAAAGCAUAGUAAAGGAAGAUAUUGAUCGGGUUGCCUUUAAAGAGACCAUCAGAGACAUGGCAAGCACUCGCAUGGUAAGCAAAUUCAAAGAGUUGAAUUAUCCUGGGAAUAGUGUGGAUUGUGUUGCUCAGGGUAAUAGUUUUUUUGAGGACGUAGAAUAUUCAGUGAAGGAGGAUGUCUUUAUGGUUUUCCUUAAAGAAAUGUGUAAGGAAUGGAAGGCAGAGAUAGAUUCCUAUGAUUGUGAAAUCCUCAUCAGAGAAGAAAUUUUCAUAUUAAUUGUUGUGGAGGCAAUGACAGAAACUCGUACCAUUUCUGGGGAAACUACAGCCGAGGAUCGCUUCAGAAUAUUGGAAAAUUUCACCUCUGCUGACAAGUUACAUAUAAGUCAAGAUAUUGGUAAAGAGGAGCAUUUGGUUCAAAAACAAGAUUCACAGCCAGAGCAUAUCAAAUUCGAAUAUUUGAAACGCCAAGCAAGUCCAGCAAUGAAGGAAUACAAAACACCCCUUCCCAUUGUGGCACUGAAACAUGAAAAACUGAACAAAUCUCAGCACACGAGGGAAUUGUUGACUGAGAUAGAUAGCACUUCAUUUUCAGUUUGUAGCGAAGUUAAGAAAGCUUUGGAGCACGUAGCUAUGAGUAAAGGACUACUGAGAGAGUUAAGAUCAAGUUUAGGUGUUGCUGUUGCAGAUACAGAAAGAUUUGAUGAGGAGGUCAAAGUAAACCUAUCUAACUCUGAUUUUACACCUAUCCUGGAAUUUUCUCAAGUAUUAAUGGACUUUAAGCGAAUAGUGGAAAAGAAAUUAGUGCUGAACAUUUUAAGGGUGGAGGAAGCAACUCAUUAUCUGAAUCCACUCGUUGAACUUGUUUCCUUGCAAAGGAGAGAGGAUUUGCUUUAUAAAAAGGCUUUUCUAAGGAGAUGUGAGAAUCUCAGAAGGGCUGAAACUGAGGUUGAUCUGCUAGGUGAUCAAGUGGAUGUACUUUUAAGCCUGCUUGACAAGAUAUACAGGACACUGUAUCACUAUUCGCCUGCGUUGCAGCAGUUUUCUGAGGUCUCGGAAAUUUUGAAAAUGAUCGAGGAAGAAUUAAUUGGGGCCGCUCGUGCUUCUGGCAAGUGACAUCAGGAUCUCCAUGUCUGUGAAGAAAUCUUGUGCCUUGGUAUCCCACUAAAUCGUUUUAUCUAGGAGGUGAAUUAAUCAUCAGAAAAUGCUCAAACAAAAGAUAAUGUUGAUAUGAAACUAGAGGCAAGAGCGUUUCAGAAUUUAUUAUGAGGAGGCAUGCUGACAAAUUACAGGCUAUCAAAAUCACAUCCCAAGACCGUAUUGGAGAUGUAUUUAUUGAACAGUGAAAUCAAUUUGCAUUCAUCAAGAUAAUAAGAACGCAGGAACCUGUUCAAGUUUCUGAUAUUUAUAGUAGUCCCUUGCUCUUUCACGUGAUUCUCCUACUGAAGGUGAAGGUACUUAUUGUGGAAAAUGUCGUCACUCUUUAUAAAGUUGAUUGCCUUUAAUGAUCCGCAGCAAAGUGAUUGCAUUGUCAGACAAAAUGGCUUAAAAAAGUUGUGCAUCCUGAUUAUCGGAGCACGAGAUAGACAACGGGCUAAGACCAACUUCUUGCUUUGAAUUUUCA
Molecule: messenger RNA, 3511 nt
Organism: Populus euphratica (Euphrates poplar)
Lineage: Eukaryota; Viridiplantae; Streptophyta; Magnoliopsida; Malpighiales; Salicaceae
Product: WPP domain associated protein
Exons: 4
Coding region: 1-3003 (1000 amino acids)
Source: RefSeq, a predicted model, not a curated record